Rubroshorea leprosula is the source of this 1320-nucleotide messenger RNA. The record is from the annotation of a GenBank genome assembly. NCBI's taxonomy places the organism in Eukaryota, Viridiplantae, Streptophyta, Magnoliopsida, Malvales, Dipterocarpaceae.
CAAAACCCAGCCACCACCGACAGCCCUCCCUUGAAGAAAAACCGGUAAAAGCUUGGGGAUUUCUCCUUCUUUUCUUGCUCUAAAACACAUAUAGAACCCAGAAGCUUUCCCCCCUGCAGAAAAUUUCCAGAUCUGCUCUGCUCUGUCUGCACCGCCUGCUGCUAUGUGGGUGGGUGAUUUUUGGACUUUUUUCGCCCGUGAGUUUCCUGCAGAUCCCAUCGGCUCUUCCCCAAACCCGCCAGCUCCAGCCUUGCUUGCUGAAAUUCUGCUGGUUGAGAAAUUUGUUCUGUUUGUCACACGACCAGUGGAAGAUGGGCAACCCUCUACUCUGUAAGAGAUGCAAGGCUAUUUUAGCAAAUGUUGUGUUUUCUAGAUGCAUUUUAGGAGCUAGAUAACUUGGUAAUUUCGCUGCUCAUUAUCUUUCUAUAAGUCUUAUAGUGAAGUUUCACUUUUUCCAUUUGGAGCUUCAUGGUCUUUUCAUGUGGCUCAUUUUUUUUAUAUUGGUUAAUCAAGAGCAAUGAUCAUUCAAUUGAAAUUGUCAUGCUUUUGUGAAGAUUGGCAAGCUGUCAUAAAGUUAAACUCUCUAUUGUUGCUAAUCUCUACAUUCUUGAUACUUGGAAACUACUUAAAACUAUUGAAAUCCAUCUUGAGUCUUUCUUGAGAUUGCUUUGUACUUGUUCUUGAAACUAAAAUCCAAAGGAAAUGGAUAAUGAUUAUUGAAAUCCUCAUUAUCUUGAUACUUGUCUGAAAUUAAUUAUUGCAUUGUUCUUGGAAUCUUAUCUCGAACCUUACUUGGAGUAAAAUCAUGCUAGCAUCCUUUUCUUGAAAAUCAAUUGAUAUUUGGUUUUUGGAAUCUAUUUUGAAUUGUCCUUAAAAACCAUUCUCGUCUUGACUCUUGUUCUUGCUCAAAUUCUGUAUACUGCUCUUGUUCAAAUCCUGUAUACUGCUUUUGCUCAAAUCCUGCAUAUUCUGCUAGUUCUUAUUUUAGUAUACCUGUUGAUCUUCUUGAUUCUUGAUUUUUUGUUCAUAUGGACACCUCUUUAGGAGGGGUGAUGAUUAUUAGAAAAUACCUAUAUGAGGUAUCCUAAUUCUUGUCUCCUGCAAGUGUUAAUCUUUGUAUUCUUAAUGUCUUAGCUUUGACUUGACUCUAGGAUGUCUAGGAUGACUUGAUGGUAAAUUUGCUUAGCCUCCAUGGGCUACGAGGUGAAGGGGUAGUCUUUGAAGUACUUGAUGCCCUGGAGUUUUGCUCCAAGCGAAAUGGUUCUUUUAUCUGGCUACUUUGAUUUUUGUUUGCCUUUUUAAUUAAAAGACAGUAAUCUU